This is a messenger RNA of Rhizopus microsporus ATCC 52813, 1119 nucleotides long. RefSeq lists its product as uncharacterized. Bases 1 to 1119 code for a protein of 372 amino acids. The record is from RefSeq and is a predicted model, not a curated record. The transcript has a single exon. NCBI's taxonomy places the organism in Eukaryota, Fungi, Mucoromycota, Mucoromycetes, Mucorales, Rhizopodaceae.
AUGAUGGACGUGCUAUUAGCAGCCAUAUCAGGCGCUGCGCUAGCCUACUUUACAGUCAACGACGUAGUAACAGCAAUUAGACCAUGGAGCGUUCAAUUAACAGACAUGUGCUUUCACCCUGCCAACCAUGACAGCCAAGGCAAUCUACGAGUUGUCUACACUGGACUAUCUUCGAUGCUCGAUCGACAGUUAUGUGUGAUUGUUAAUAUCUUUCAGCAUGCCAUGCAUGAUAUUCUCGGUGCACCCAUCCUCAGACUUUUACUCGCUGCCUUUGGUACUGCUCUAGCCAUCAUGGCCAUCGAAGGUUCGCGUAAGGGUUCUAAAAAGACGCUGUUAGCACUCUUUCCUAUCUACGGUCUUCUUGCCAACGUCAUCAGUAUAUCGGUCAUGUUCCCCUUGAUUUGGAUCCCACUUUAUGUACUUUACAAGAAAAGAGCACCUACCGAAAAGGAAUAUUGGAGCAUCACUGUUGAACGUGUCUAUGGCCUGUUUACAGCCAUGUAUGUCGGCUACGGCCUGCCUAGCGUCGUUCUGACGACACCACAACUGACACAACCAGACACCAAAUGGGAACAAGAUCUUUUGGCCAUCUGGCAGCUUGCGCCCAUCUUACUCGUCCCACUUAUUCCUGUGUUUGUCAGAUUCUUUAAACAGCCUUCGCCGAUCGAUAGAGUAAAUGAUCCAGCCAUGCGACAUCGCUUAAAGAUUGCAGAAGGAAAGGAUGCCUUAGAGAAAUCAUAUCUACUUUUGGGUAUUGUCAACAUGAUCAUCUACUUUGGCAUGUACCUGCUCGUCGCGCUUCAAGGUAUCCGCAUUUGGGAUUCUCUCGUCUUGCUCUAUAAUGCACCUGAUAACUUGCCCGCGUCUGUGUCAUUUGGCGAUCUUGGUCAGAUUCUGACAACCCGUCUCUUUAUGGUUGACUUUGCCGUCUUGUCUCUGUCAUUUGUGCUGUGGGCCAUCUUGGAUGGUGGCCUCAAAGCAGGUCUCCUGGUUGCGUUUGUCAUGCCUUUCAUUGGUCCCUCUGCUGCCAUCUCUUUUUAUGCCUACUACAGAGAAAAUGUUAUUCAAGACCUGACCUCAACACAAGUCAAUCAAGACGCUUCUGAUAGAAAACAAUAA